AUGCGAAAGGACUUAUGGGCCUGCAAACCUGUUUGCUAUGCGCAGCUGGCGGAGAACCUGGUGAAGGGGGCCAUCGACUCCUUCAUCAAGGCCGACGAGCCGGGCGUGUACAUGGACGUGGUGGCCACGGCCCAGCGCACCAACAGCUGGGAGGACCUGGUGCGCUUUCUGCAGAUGGCGCGGAAGAAGGCCUGCGAGCCGUACAUUGAGUCGGAGCUGAUCUACGCCUACGCGAAGACGAACCGCCUGACGGACCUGGAGGAGUUUAUCAGCAGUCCGAACCAUGCGGACAUCAGCAAGAUUGGCGACCGCUGCUUUGAGGACAGGCUCUACGAGCCGGCGCGCAUCCUCUACGACAAUGUCGCCAACUAUGGCCGCCUGGCGAUUACCCUCGCUCACCUGGAGCAGUUUCAGAGGGCGGUCGACUCGGCGUGGCAGGCGAACAGCACCCGUACCUGGAAGGAGGUGUGCUUUGCCUGUGUGGAGCACGGCGAGUUUCGCCUGGCGCAGAUGUGCGGUCUGAACAUUGUGGUGCACGCCGAUGAGCUGGAGGACCUGACUAACUUCUACCAGGGUCGAGGGUACUUUGAGGAGCUGAUUGAGCUGCUGGAGGCGAGCUUGGGCCUGGAAGGAGCCCACAUGGGCAUGUACACCGAGCUGGCCAUCCUCUACUCGAAGUACAAGUCCUCGAAGAUGCGCGAGCACCUGGAGCUCAACUGGAGCCGCGUCAACAUUCCCAAGGUGCUGCGCGCCGCCGAGUCUGCCCACCUCUGGGCGGAGCUGGUCUUCUUCUACAACAAGUACGAGGAGUUCGACAAUGCCAUCCUCACCAUGAUGACCCACCCGACGGAGGCCUGGCGCGAGGGCCACUUCAAGGACAUGAUCACUAAGGUGGCCAAUGUGGAGCUGUACUACGAGGCGGUGCAGUUCUACCUCGACUACAAGCCGCUGCUUCUCAAUGACCUGCUGCUGGUGCUCGCCCCGCGAAUGGAUCACACUCGAGCGGUGACCUUCUUUACCAAUGGCAACCACCUCGCCUUCGUCAAGACCUACCUGCGCUCGGUGCAGAGCUCCAACAAUAAGGCAAUCAACGAGGCCCUGAACGACCUCUUCAUCGAGGAGGAGGACUUCACCGCGCUGCGCGCCUCCAUUGACGCCUUCGACAACUUCGACACCAUUGCCCUAGCGCAGCGCCUGGAGAAGCACGAGCUGAUCGAGUUUCGCCGUAUUGCCGCCUACCUCUACAAGGGCAACAACCGCUGGGAUGAAUUGAGGCGGUUGCUGGGUCUGUGCAAAGAAAAAGGCUGCUACCUGGAGGCCAUAGAAAUCACUGUCGAGUCGGAGCAGCCGGAGCUGGCAGAGGACCUCCUUCGCUGGUUUGGUGAGAAGGCCAAUUACGUCAUGUUCUCCACCAUGCUCUACAAGUGCUACGAUAUCCUCCGUCCGGACGAGGUGAUGAAAAUGAUCAGAAAUAAUUACCAACUUAUGAUUUACACAAUGCCCUACAUGGUGCAAGUGGUGGAGGAAUACACCGCCAAAGAGUAA
This is a messenger RNA of Rhagoletis zephyria (snowberry fruit fly), 1545 nucleotides long. NCBI's taxonomy places the organism in Eukaryota, Metazoa, Arthropoda, Insecta, Diptera, Tephritidae. The record is from RefSeq and is a predicted model, not a curated record.